Molecule: messenger RNA, 3680 nt
Organism: Xenopus tropicalis (tropical clawed frog)
Lineage: Eukaryota; Metazoa; Chordata; Amphibia; Anura; Pipidae
Source: RefSeq, a predicted model, not a curated record
GCCUUCCCUCCCGCUUAUUCGUCUCCUCCUACCCGCAAUAGGCUAGUCCUUGGCAGCUGGUGGUGUGGACCCCGCGGCCAGUAUUGUUGAUUGGCUUAGUAGGGAUAGAGAAGGCGGUGGUUCGCAGUCCGUGAGGCGCGCCAUUUUACUAGCUCACUGUAACAGCGGGCGUGAGGCAAGAGGGCCAUAGCUCUGCAGUCAUGAAAAACUACAGACAAAGGGAGAAGCAGGGGAAUAAAGCACAGGAGAGUGCCAAGGCCCCAGAUGAAGCAAAGAUUAAGGCAUUAUUAGAAAGAACAGGAUACACUCUAGAUGUUACAACAGGACAGAGAAAGUAUGGUGGUCCUCCUCCAGAAUCUGUGUCUUCGGGUGCACAGCCUGGGAUUGGGACAGAGGUCAGUGUCCAGGUUUUUGUUGGCAAAAUACCAAGAGACUUGUUUGAAGAUGAGCUUGUGCCCCUUUUUGAGAAAGCAGGACCCAUCUGGGAUCUUCGACUUAUGAUGGAUCCUCUUUCUGGUCAGAACCGAGGCUAUGCCUUCAUAACUUUUUGUAAUAAAGAAGCUGCACAGGAGGCUGUUAAAUUGUGUGACAACUAUGAAAUUCGUCCGGGUAAACACAUCGGUGUUUGCAUUUCGGUGGCUAACAACAGACUGUUUGUUGGGUCCAUCCCAAAAAACAAAACUAAAGAGAACAUUUUGGAAGAGUUUAGCAAAGUUACAGAGGGCUUGGUGGAUGUGAUCCUCUACCAUCAACCAGACGAUAAAAAGAAAAAUCGUGGCUUUUGCUUUCUGGAAUAUGAAGAUCACAAAACUGCAGCUCAGGCUCGACGCCGGUUGAUGAGUGGCAAAGUGAAGGUGUGGGGCAAUGUUGUGACAGUGGAGUGGGCAGAUCCUGUUGAGGAACCUGAUCCAGAAAUAAUGGCAAAGGUCAAAGUCCUAUUUGUAAGAAAUCUUUCCUCCACUGUGACUGAAGAGAUCCUGGAAAAAGCUUUCUCUGUCUUUGGAAAGCUUGAGCGUGUGAAAAAGCUGAAGGAUUAUGCCUUUGUACACUUUGAUGAAAGAGAUGCUGCAGUAAGGGCCAUGGAUGAAAUGAAUGGAACAGAACUGGAGGGGGAAGAGAUUGAAAUAGUUCUUGCUAAGCCACCUGAUAAAAAAAGGAAGGAACGACAAGCAGCACGUCAGGCUUCCCGGGGAAGUUCGUAUGACGAUUAUUACUAUUACCCUCCACCUCGAAUGCCACCUCCUGGUAGGGGCAGGGGCCGUGGAGGCAGAGGGGGCUAUUCCUUUCCCCAAGAUUACUAUGGCUAUGAAGAUUACUAUGAUGAUUACUAUGCAUACGACUAUCAUGACUACCGUGGGGGUUAUGAUGAUCCAUACUAUGGCUAUGACGAUGGCUACCCUGUGCGAGGAAGAGGAGGCAGAGGUGGGAGGGGUGGACCACCGCCCCCCAGAGGUAGAUCUGUUCCUCCCCAGCGUGGAGGGCGCUCCAGCUAUGCCCCUAGAGGUUCUCCAAUGGGCCCUCCUCGCGGAUCCCGUGGUGGACGUGGAGGACCCGCUCAGCAACAGCCACGAGGGCGAAACUCAAGGGGCAGCCGUGGCAGCAGAGGUGGGAACGUUGGUGGUAAAAGAAAGGCAGAUGGUUAUACCCAGCCAGACUCAAAGCGCCGCCAGACCAACAACCAACAGAACUGGGGGACCCAGCCUAUCGCCCAGCAGCCAUUGCAGCAAGGUGGUGAUUAUACUGGUAACUAUGGUUACAGUAAUGACAACCAGGAGUUUUAUCAGGAUACUUAUGGGCAGCAGUGGAAAUAGGCAAGGUCAUAUUCUUCAGACAAAACACACAUACACCCACUCUUAAAUAUAUAUUUCAUAUAUAUAUAUUUGUGCUUUGGGAACUCUGCCUCUAAUUUUAUUGGCAGUGUUUCAUCAUUAAGCUGUAUAUACCUUAGUUUUUGCUUUAUUGCUCUGUUACAGUUGGUAUUCAAAUGGAAUGCACUGGUAGAGUUAUGGUAUUUUAAGUAUUGCUGAACCUUGUGUUCUGGAUAUGGGGAUUUGGAGAGUAUUAUGGGCAUAAGUCAGCAGUUAACUAGAGCAUGUAUCCUGUAUUUGGGCUUUUCUUUCCCAUUCCACCCCUGUGCAGAAAGUUUUUGUCUGCUUAUAUUUAGAGAAGUAACUUUGUGGCAUUGUCUUCUAUACAUGGACUGCAAUGUUUUUUGUGCUAUUAAGUCAUUUUGUUUAAAAUAAUUGGUUACAACCCCUCCCCAGUUCAAGAAUACUAAGGAUUACCAGUGUUUUUAGUGGUUUUUAAACUUUUUUUUUUAUUAUUAUGUGAGGGGUUUUAAUGCUGUUGGACAAUGUUCAAUCAUGAUUUUGACAGGAUGCAGUAUUGACAAUUUCCCCUUGGAUUUGGAGUAUCUUCUACAGGAUUAAGCUGUAUAUAACACUAGUGCUGUCUUAAGUAAAAAAAAAAAAAAAAAAAAAUUAAAAAAAUAUUUUAAAGAUUCAUGUAUUAAAUGACUGUGCAUUUUGGAUUCCUAGAACUAGGUGAAGUUGUGUUUAUUUAAUUUUUUUUUAUGAAGGCAAAAAAUAUGCCUAACAAGUUUGGCUUGGGUAACAAAAGCCUUGACCGUUUGUUCUGUGACUGUAUUUACAAAUUUAUUGUUCAUGUACAAUUUCAAUAAAACUCCACAAAAUCCUAUUGCAAAAAAAUUCUAAAUAUACAUAUAUAUGAAGUUAAAAGAAUCAUUAAAAAACAAAAAAAACAAAAAUGCAAAAACUGAGUUGUGAUUCUUGCAACAAAAACUUCCAAAAGACUGAACUGCAUAUGUGAGUGAUCAAAUCUGUAAACUACAAACUUAAUCCAUGAUAUAAAGCUAUGAAAGUGGGUUUUAAAUUAAUAAUUUGUAAAAUCAAUUAAAUACACUUGGUUGCCAAAUUAUCUUGAUCUUGAUGUGCAUUUUCUUAGGUGGUUUGAAGGCAAAAGAUGAAAUUGUAUACAUUUUAUAUACAUAUAUGCAUAUGACCUCAAUCUACAUAUUGAUUGAGAAUGGGCUUUUCCAGUAAUUUAUGUUUGAUUAAUCUGAUAAUUUUUCUGUUUUGAAUUUUCCCUGUGCACACCCACAAAACAAAUAAUGGUUUUAAUGGUCUAGAAGACCAGACUACACUAUAUACAGACUUUAGAAGACAAAAAUUCUACAUUUCUUGAUAAUUUCUGUUAAAAACAAACUGGCUCAUAAAACCCUCUUAAGGUUUGUAUACUAGUAUCCACUAAAAAACCAAAAUAUGGUUACUUUUGCUGUCAAUAUGCAUCAGCGAGGCUGGUAGAGCAGUUAUUGUAAGGUAUCAAGGUGUGGCUUACAGAAUAUAGAUGAUCUCUCCACACUUACAUCCAGUAACACAUUAGACUGCCUGUUUCCAACAGUGCUCAGCUACCUUCAAUAGUAGUAGUUUUUAGGGUACAUAUAAUCGUACUCUCUGCUACAAAAUUCUAACACCUAUAAGUAAAGUUGUUUUUCUUUCCAGCAUUUUUAUGGAAAGAUUGCUUUCCCCCCUUUUGUUUGGUUCUAACGUCUUUUUUUCUUUGGAUAUUUUAUUUGCCACCCUAUCUUCAUAGCAUUGCCUUGUUUGUUAUAUAAUGAUCACAUACUAAGAUUUUGGCAGAUGACCAUUUUCUUAGCUAUU